Messenger RNA from Cladophialophora immunda, 2584 nucleotides. RefSeq lists its product as uncharacterized. The record is from RefSeq and is a predicted model, not a curated record. The transcript has 2 exons. NCBI's taxonomy places the organism in Eukaryota, Fungi, Ascomycota, Eurotiomycetes, Chaetothyriales, Herpotrichiellaceae. Bases 288 to 719 code for a protein of 143 amino acids.
CUCGGCCAUGACACCUCCUGUCACUCGCCCAAAAGAGCCAGUUCCGUUGGAAGAACAACAAAGUCUGCUGGUUGUGGCAUCAUCGCCGUGCCCCGGAAAAAUAAGACCUAAAACCUGGGAGCAGAAGGGCUUUGUCAUGACACAGGAAUAUUGCUUGCAGCUAAACUAGCUCUGCCUCACUACGUGGCGAGGUAGUACAAUUGCCCACAUGAAAGAUGCCGGAGAAAAAUCCUCCUCAGAUUAUGCACCCUGCAGACUACGGCGACUGUGGGCAGGGGCCCUAGAGCAUGCACAAUGUCGUAUCUGAUUUUCGGAUUGCACAAAGGACCGCACAGAGACUUCCGUGCCUCGCCUUGCGUCGGAGAGCCUCGUUCAGAAAAGAACCCCAUCCUCAAUAUGCAAGGCGCCACCUGACGUCUCUUUCUCCCUUGCAGAGUUGGGCAAUAAUGGUAUCUUCAACCAUCGCAACAACCGUCACUUACCGGUUGCACGACGCAUCCUCCCUCUGGUGCCAGCACAUUCCCUGCCUGUCACCAACCCCUCAACCGGUGAGGGGAUUACUUGUUCUGGUCGUCCACAGUCAAAGGAACAGGGUCGGAGCGGGUAAACGGCUCGCAAUCGCCGUGGUUGGCCUCGGUCAGGGAGACGCAUUUGCUUUGUGUAACCUGUCACCUCGCCUCCGACAAUCAAUCAGAAAUGUUCAAACCUACCGAGAAUGAAUCAUGCGCAACUCGCCCAGGUGGGCAAAGCGACCCGAAGGCCAGGCAAGUAGCGGUCAGAUUAAGUUGCAUCGUCUCCGAUGGACACGACGUUCUGCGUCGGUCAACCCCCUCCCCAGAGUGCUCUUUCAUCCCAAAUCUAGACCAUCGGAUCCUGCAUGGGCUAGAUCCACCAAGGUACUUUGGUCAGAAAUGGAGCCUUGCAAGUGUUUCGUGCAUUCCUGUAACUCUGCAUGCGGUGGAUGGUAUGUGUCACGCUCCCAUUCGGUCUGUUAAACUCUUGCAGUUCUUUUGUCUUACUGAAACUUCAAGAACCGCCGGAACAGCCGACUUCUGGGAUACUGAUCGCCUGGUCCGCUCUGACCCGCCUGUGCCCAACAUUCUUGCUUCAACGUGAUGCAGUUCGACAACGUUAGCAGUUUCGACGCAACCCACUCCGUCUGCGCACUACCGGAAAAGCUGCGAUUCAUGACAUUGUGGGGGAAAUAGUGGACCACUCGGCGGUAUGCCUGUCCAGCGAAGCAGACAAGCAUGACCCUUCAUAAACAGGGCGUCGGUGGCGAUCUCUCUGGGAUUAAACCGGUCACCUGCUUCGUUUCAUGGGCGUCUUCCUUGUUUUCGUUGCUAUAGCGGAGUUGACUCCCUGGUCCUCGGGGCAUGAGAAGUAGCCGCAGAUUGGACACAUGAAAAUUCGUUUUGGUGUCCGAGACAUCACUGCGCCUUGCGACGGUGGAAAGUCCGGCGUGGAGAUGCAACCCGGGAAUCGGUAGGAAGCUGAGACGGACAUUCUUGUUGCAGACCAAGGCGUUGGCAGCUUGGAACAUGACUCCGGUGCAAAAGAGCGAGAUGUGUCGAUCAGUGGCACCCCUACCAACGCAGGACCGCCAAGUCCUACUCGAUGUGAGCAACUGGGGAAAUUCUUCCUUCUCUGUCACGGACGCCAUGAAUCCCACUGAAAGACCAACAGCUUAUCAAAUGCCAUUUAUGGGCUCAAGGUUGGAAAUGAUAGCCAUCGAGGUUGUCAAAUCGUCUGGUGCUGUGCGACGCUCAGGCGGAGGGCUUGGCUUUUGUCUGUGCUGAACAGGAAUUACACUUGAAUGACUUGGAUUGGCAAUUGACGCCUGUUGAGGACACGAUGUCUGUCGUCAUACAACUUGAGUGCGUGGCCAUAUUGUGUAUGGCCAGACUCUCAAUGCUUUGAGCAAGAUGUUUUGUCAUACGGCACGUUGUUGCAACUGCCACGGCAUUGAUAGGAUCGAAAAGGCUCCUUGAAGUCCGUGUCCAGAUGACCAGCGUUCGCGGAUGGCUUAAUGGACGCUUGUCUGCACGGUUUCUGCACUUCUUUUUUCUCCCCAAGUAACGCAUCUUCACCAAAUCCGAUGUGAGUCAAUCCAGAGUCGUGCACAGCUCACAUAUUGUGGGAUCUGCUUCAAGAGCGAGACGAACAACACCGGCGACGCCUGAAUCUCCGUGCCACGAGUCCGUCAUAUGCUGGUUCGCCCAACAGAGUGUCCCUCAUGGAGAAAGAAAUGUACCUGAUAUCACUGUUUCUGUCCUGGUCUCCUGCGAGUUCCCUGUUCAGCAAAAAGCACGAACAAGAUCUCUGACUCAUUGCGUUGUUCAUGUGUGAUGAAGUGGGCAAGAGAACCCUUUUUGAUCUCACCCACAUUGCAUAGGCACUCCCACAGACGUCUCUCCUCGUCGGUGCUGCCGCGCUCGUAGGGAAAAAAGAGGGUCUUGGGUGAUGUAGGAGCAUUUCAUAUCCGUCUCCGCGCUGGCAUCAUUCGAGAAGGCAACGAUAGUUCUGGUCCUCACAGCUAUAGCGCCAUGACUGUGCUUGUUAUGUAUUCCAAUCCAGAUCAGCG